Acaulospora morrowiae is the source of this 281-nucleotide messenger RNA. The record is from the annotation of a GenBank genome assembly. NCBI's taxonomy places the organism in Eukaryota, Fungi, Glomeromycota, Glomeromycetes, Diversisporales, Acaulosporaceae.
CUUACAAGUACGCGUACCUUUGUGUGAUUCUUAUCGUGAAAGAAAGGAACCCACGAAAACAGCUCUUUAUGGUGUGUGUUUUAAUCCGUAUGAUCAACGGCAAGAUGCCGUCUUUGCGGUGACUGGAGGACGCAACAUUAUCAUUGCACAAUUUGAUAACGAUAAGCCUGUAGCACUCGAUAUUUUGCAAACCUACGUGGAUGAAAACGAAUUAGAGAAUUUUUAUUGUUGUGCAUGGUCGUUUGACCCAAACACAGGGGCGCCUUGGCUUGCCGUGGCUG